GCGUAGUUUCCUCGCGUUCGCCUAGAGGUGUUGUUGGGACGCAAUGCCUGAGCCAGCGAAGUCCGCCCCGGCCCCGAAGAAGGGCUCGAAGAAGGCGGUGACCAAGGCGCAGAAGAAGGACGGCAAGAAGCGCAAGCGCAGCCGCAAGGAGAGCUACUCGGUGUACGUGUACAAGGUGCUGAAGCAGGUGCACCCCGACACCGGCAUCUCGUCCAAGGCCAUGGGCAUCAUGAACUCGUUCGUGAACGACAUCUUCGAGCGCAUCGCGGGCGAGGCGUCGCGCCUGGCGCAUUACAACAAGCGCUCGACCAUCACGUCCCGGGAGAUCCAGACGGCCGUGCGCCUGCUGCUGCCCGGGGAGCUGGCCAAGCACGCCGUGUCCGAGGGCACCAAGGCCGUCACCAAGUACACCAGCUCCAAGUAAAUUUUUUCACAGUCACAGCACCAACGAUUUCAGGCUCUUUUAAGAGCCGCCCAUAUUCUCAUUUAAAGAGCUGUAAUCUUCCCAACUUCUGGAAACUAUAACUUGUUUUCGUCACGUUUAAUUUGCUGAGUAUUGGUAAGCUCAAUUUGGGAACCAAGUUUAACUUCUGGCGUGUGCGGACCAUCAAGAAGCAAAUGUCCUACAAUCACCCGUGAAACGGAAUCUUCCAUUGUACAAGCGAAUGUCCUGAGAAUUGAGAUUAAGCAGCCCUUUACAUCAAUAAAUACUAUAUGGAAUAUAUAUCAGAUAUGGAAGGUAAGAAUCACCUGGCGCUGUGGUGCAGAGGGGAAAAGCAUGAGCAUUGGUGGUGUAAAACUGAGCUCAAAAAUCUCAUUUUCCACUUACUAGCUGCAUGUCUUUAUCUACAAAUGCCUACAUGGUAAAUUUCCGUGAGCAUUAAAUAAACGGCUCCGUUUUGUAAUGGGGCUUGUGAAGGUUCUCUCGGCCCCACAUGCAAUUAAGGCAUUCAGUUCUAGCUCUCCAAAGCUAAUUUUAAGUACAUUUAGAAAAUAACAUUCAUGAAAAGAAAUACACCAGCAGAAAUGGACACCACAAAGGGUGUCCAAAGAUACAGUCCUGGCAGCCUGUUUCAAGGCUACAUUUGAGCAAACUUCUUACACCUUCUGUGAGCAUUUCCUUGCCUCUAAAAUGGGAAUAAUAAUUAGUACCUACUGCGUGGCAUUGCUGAUGAUCAAUAAAAGAUCACAGUAAGAGCGCUAGGACAGUCCCUACAGAGGGGAAAGUCAUCCAAGAUAGCAGCUAUGGCUAAAGCCUCUGGUUGAAGGGGUAGGAAAGGUGCCCAUGUUAGGAUCUGAGUCCUGAGGCCUUGAACAAGGCAGAAGGCCACAAAAGUAUAAAGGCAUGGGACACCAGGUAGGGUUCUUUGUCAAUCUAAACCCCUUCUAAUAGACUGAACCCCUCCUUAGAAUCAUCUCUCCACCCUGAACUCUUUUAAGGACAACCUAGUGCCUGUGGCUGUGAGACUUCCCCGCCUCUGCCUGCCAGUUCAAGCAACACGUGCCUAAUUUUCCAGGGACUUCCUCUUGCCUCGCCUGAGCCAGCGGCACCUCAUUUAACAGUAAGGUGUGCGUUGGAGUAUGAGGAAGGGACGCUGGAAACACACAAGAGCUGUUAGUAACUUUUUUUCCCUUUUUUGUUCCCAUGCCUCCUGUUCUCUUUGCCCAACCUCGCUGUGGUGUCCGGCCAGAACGAAGAAUCAUCUUCAGAAAACCAGCUGGCACUCUUAAAGUUAGAAGAGAAUCACGACAUUGCUGCCUAUGGUCCUUCCCAGACGAGGGAAAGCCAGGGCCGCCCUACAGACGGCUGUGCUGUUGCCA
Molecule: messenger RNA, 1821 nt
Organism: Panthera uncia (snow leopard)
Lineage: Eukaryota; Metazoa; Chordata; Mammalia; Carnivora; Felidae
Product: histone H2B type 1-C/E/F/G/I
Exons: 2
Coding region: 44-424 (126 amino acids)
Cellular component (GO): nucleosome
Molecular function (GO): protein heterodimerization activity; structural constituent of chromatin; DNA binding
Source: RefSeq, a predicted model, not a curated record